AUGGAUGGUAGUAAUGCUGGUGCGGAGAGACUGGGGGAAAGGUUGUUGGGUGAGGUUGAAGUGGAAGGGUUGAGUUCGUUGUUUGCUUCUCUGAGACGAAUCAUCGAACCUGAUGAAGAAAGACAGUAUUUUGGAAUUCCCGAAAUCGAUGCUCUCUUCCCAACACCACCGCCGCCUCCUCCAGCAACCCGCGAACAACCACAGAACCAAAGCCAUGAUGCCGACAAUUCUUAUGGCGAUGGCCAUGGCGAUGAUGAUAACGACCUAUGGAAUCCAUCUUCGUCGCCCUCCAAUCGGCCAGACCAAGCCCAACCAAAUCAACCCUAUAUCUCCAACCAAGUCACAAUCCCACCACCACUUCCACCUCCUUUAACCCCAUCAAUACCAAUCCUAACGAUCAUCUCCUCACCAUCAUCACACACCCCAGCCUCCUCAGGGAAGACCUCACUACUCUACCUGAUUCUCUCCCGAGCCCUCCUCCCAUCCUCAAUCUCCCUCUCCAUCCACCGCCCCCAACCCCCAACAACGAUCCCCCUAUACGGUCAAACCCGCACAAUUCUCCUCUUCGACCCCCUCUCCCACCUCUCCAUACGCCACCUAUCCCUAACAAUGACAUCCGAAAUCCUGACCCGCAUCCUCACCCACACCCAUCUGACCCUCCCCGCCCUCUCAACCACCGUCCCAGACCUCCACACCGCCGUCCGCUCGACAGUAAAGCAGUCCCUAACGCACCUACACGUCUUCCACACACAAACUUUUCCCUCGCUGCUCUCUACGCUGGACGCUGUGCCGGCGUACUUGGCGAACGGGCAGCGGCACAGGAGCAUGGCGAGGAGGGUGCACAGCGUCGUCGUGGAGGAUUUGGACGCUUACGUGGUUGGGAUCAGGGGCACUGCUGGCACGGUAGAGGACGCGGGGGCUAGGCUGACGAGGGCGUUGGUGAAGGCCGCGAGGGAGUUGAGGUGUGCCGUCGUGGUUACGUCGCAGUCGCCCAGUCCGCUGACUUCGAGGACGUCGUCAAUGGGGCUUUUGCGACUGGCGAUUCCGUUGGCGUGGGGGAGUGUGGCGAGGAAGGGGGAGGGGGUUGAGGUUAGGGAGGUUAGGGUUGCGGUUAGGAGGGUCGAGGUGUUGAGGUUUAAGCCUGGGAUUUGUGGAGAGGAGGCAAUGGCGGAGAAGGCGAAGAGGUGGGAUGUUGUGAAGAGGGGGAGGCUUGAGGUUUGGAAGGUUGGUGGAAGUGGGAGUGGGAGUGGGAUGGACGCUGGGAAAGGAGGUGGAGCUGGAUCAGGGAGAGAUGUGGAGAGUUUUGUGUUUAGGGUUGGGGAGUCUGGCGCUGCAAUUGAGAGGGAGGAAGAGCAAGCCUGA
This is a messenger RNA of Aaosphaeria arxii CBS 175.79, 1362 nucleotides long. RefSeq lists its product as uncharacterized. Gene Ontology annotation, cellular component: Rad51B-Rad51C-Rad51D-XRCC2 complex; centrosome; replication fork. The record is from RefSeq and is a predicted model, not a curated record. Gene Ontology annotation, biological process: double-strand break repair via homologous recombination; DNA strand invasion. The coding region runs from base 1 to 1362 and encodes 453 amino acids. Lineage: Eukaryota; Fungi; Ascomycota; Dothideomycetes; Pleosporales. Gene Ontology annotation, molecular function: four-way junction DNA binding. The transcript is spliced from 2 exons.